Molecule: messenger RNA, 3783 nt
Organism: Aspergillus clavatus NRRL 1
Lineage: Eukaryota; Fungi; Ascomycota; Eurotiomycetes; Eurotiales; Aspergillaceae
Product: cohesin subunit SMC1
Exons: 5
Coding region: 1-3783 (1260 amino acids)
Biological process (GO): sister chromatid cohesion
Cellular component (GO): nucleus; chromosome; cohesin complex
Molecular function (GO): ATP binding; protein binding; ATP hydrolysis activity
Source: RefSeq, a predicted model, not a curated record
AUGGGCAAGCUUAUUCGGCUCGAGCUUUUCAAUUUCAAGUCCUAUAAGGGUCAUCAUACUCUUCUAUUUGGAGAUGCCUACUUCACUUCCAUCAUCGGCCCGAACGGGUCUGGCAAAUCCAACUCAAUGGAUGCGAUCUCUUUCGUCCUAGGCAUUAAAUCCUCACAUCUGCGAUCUACGAAUCUACGCGAUCUCGUCUACCGCGGUCGUGUCUUGCGCACCUCGAAAGUCGACGCCGACGGCAACGCCAUCGAUACGGCCCCGAACGGAGAGGAACAGAAUGGUGAUGAUGUGGAUGGAGAAGAGUCGCAGGACCCCAGCGGCCUGAAUGAUCCCAAAACCGCAUGGGUCAUGGCAGUCUAUGAGGAUGAUGCGGGCGAGGAGCAGCAAUGGCGGCGGUCGAUCACAAGCCAAGGCGUUAGCGAGUACCGGAUCAACAACCGCAUCGUGACUGCCCAGCAAUACAACGAGGCUCUCGAGGCGGAGAACAUUCUAAUCAAGGCGCGCAAUUUCCUUGUCUUCCAGGGUGAUGUGGAGGCUAUUGCCUCGCAGUCUCCAAAGGACUUGACCCGCUUGAUUGAGCAGAUCUCAGGAAGUCUCGAAUAUAAAGCUGAAUACGAACGUCUUAAGGCAGAAGCUGAGGAGGCCGCGGAACAGCAGACCAUUCAGCUCAACAGACGCAGGGGCAUCAAUUCCGAGGUCAAGCAAUAUCAGGAGCAGAAGCGGGAGGCGGAAAACUAUGCUAGGAAAGCCGAGGAACGUAACCAAGCCAUCAUCACUCACAUUCUUUGGAAGCUCUUCCACUUUCAGCGUCUGAUCGAUGCUUCCAGUGCCGACAUUCAGAAGUAUCAAGACGAGCUCAAGGAAUAUCGCCGUGGUGUUGAGAAGUAUGAAAAGAAAGUUGAGGACGCCAAGAAAGAACACGCUAGGGUUGGAAGGGAUGUGUCCAAGGCAGAGCGGAAUAUCCUCAAAAAGGAGAAAGACAUAGAGGAAGCAACCAACGCAUUGAUUCCCGUUGAUGAGAAAAUCGAUAUCACGAGGAAGAAGGUCGAGAAAUUCUCUUCUCGAAUCGCCGAGAUUGGAAAAGAACGGGAUGCCCAAUCCGCCAACGUGAAACAACUGGAGAAAGACCUCAAGGUCGUUGAAAAAGCUCAGGCCCAGUGGGAGGCGGAAUGGCAAAAGACAAUGAGCAGACAGGGCGGUCAGCUGAGUGAAGCUGACCAACACGAGUAUAAGAUGCUCAAAGAAGAAGUCAGUAAAAGGUCAUCUGCAGAGCAACUGAAUCUGGACAACCUGCGGCGUCAGAGAAAGACCGAGGCUGAGGCCUACAACAGUUUGAAGAGUAAAUUUGAUGCAACUGAGUGGCAACUCAAGAGCUUGAAAACUGACACGGAGACCUUGGCUGAGCGAAAGUCCUCUCUUAACGAUGUGGUCAAGACUACGUCUAAGGAUAUUGACCGUAAGAAGAAAGAGCUCAACGCACUCACAUCUGAACGCUUGCGCAUCUCCCAAAUGAGGACGGAGCUUGAAGAGAAAGUUCAGGUCGUGCUGAAGAAACUUCUCGAGGCCGAUGAUGGCAAGAAGCAGACCGAGAGAGAGCUCAGAGCGAAGGAGCUGAUAUCGACUCUAAAGCGCAUUUUCCCUGGUGUAAAGGGCCGCGUCAGUGACCUCUGCAGGCCCAAGCAGAAGAAAUAUGCUGAAGCUGUCAGCACUGUACUCGGCCGGCAUUUCGACGCCAUCGUUGUCGACAACGAGAAAACUGCGAAGGAGUGCAUCCAACACCUCCGGGACCAAAGAGCUGGUCAGGCGACAUUUAUUCCUCUGGAGACCAUUCAAGUCAAAGCUUUCAAUUCUAAUCUGAAAGGUCUGCAUCGAGGAAUGCGCCCAGCUAUCGAAACAGUGGACUACGACGACUCCGUGGCAAGAGCCAUCAGCUAUGCUUGUGGGAACGCCAUCGUUUGCGAUGAUUUGGCAACAGCCAAAUAUCUUUGCUACGAGAGAAACGUCGACGCAAAGGCAGUUACGCUCGACGGAACUGUGAUACAUAAGGGAGGUUUGAUGACUGGAGGUCGGGGCCCGCAGCAGAAUUCCAAGCGGUGGGAAGACUCCGAAGUGGAGAAUCUGCACAAGCUCAAGGACAAGCUGAUGGCGGACCUCGCAAAUCUGCCAAAGGGUCAUCGCAGGGGCACCGAGGAAGAGACGCUGCAGGGCGAGCUGGUUGGAUUGGAGCAACGUCUUGCGUAUGCGCAGGAGGAGCUUAAGGCGCUUGAGAGGAAUCUUAAGAGCAAGCGUACCGAGUUGGAGCAUGCCAAGCGCCAGUUGGAGGAUUUGAGGCCAAAGUAUACGGAACGACAAGAAAUUCUGGAAGAGCUUGAUCAGACAAUUGCCCAAUCUCAAGAAUCUGUCAGCAGAAUCGAGGAUGAGAUCUACCGCAAAUUCUGCAAGCGCCUCGGGUAUGCCAACAUUCGUGAAUAUGAGAUUCAGCAGGGUUCUUUGCAGGAAGAAGCUGCCCAGAAGAAAUUGGAGUUUACGACACAAAAGAGCAGAAUUGAGAAUCAGCUCAGCUUUGAGAAACAGAGACUCCAGGCCACAAAAGAUAGAAUUGCCAGCCUUGAAGCUCAGCAUCAACGUGAUCAGAGUUUGAUCGAGGAGCUCAAGGAAGAGCAAGAGCAAAUCCGAAAUCAACUCGAUGAGUACAGUGCUGAGCUGGAGGUCCUUGGAGAGCAACUAGAGAAGCAGAAAGAGGCUUAUGCGCAGUCGGCUGAAAACCUUGCGCAACAGCGUCGUGAGCUCCAGAAGCGCAGCAAGGAUGUCGAGGGCAUGUUGAAGGAUGUCAGCGCCUCGGAAGCCGAGAUCCAGCGAAACUCGUCCAGUCGAUAUGCACUUCUACGGCGCUGCAAGCUUGAGGACAUCUCUAUUCCUCUCACGGAGGAUUCUAGACCCCUUGACCAACUUCCUAUUGACGACAUUGUCCAGGCGGCGGACCCCGAUGCGAUGGAUGUUGAUGAGGAUAUCGCGGGCGGAGGUGAUGCAGUGCAAGACUAUGGCAUCGAAGUUGACUUUGAUUCUUUAGGAGAGACUCUUAAGGAGGAUGCCGAUGAAAAGGUUGAAGAGGAACUUCUUGACCGAGUCAAUACUCUCAAGAAUGAGCUGGACAAGAUGGCACCCAAUACACGUGCAAUGGAGCGCUUAGAGAGCGUCGAGAACAAACUAAGAAGCACAGAGAAGGACUUUGACGAGGCCCGAAAGCAAGCCCGGAGGGCCAAAGACGACUUCGAGGAGGUGAUGCGUAAACGAUCGGACCUCUUCAACAAGGCCUUUUCACAUAUUUCUGAACAAAUAGGCCCAAUCUAUCGUGAGCUGACUCGCAGUGCCAACUAUCCCCUGGGUGGGCAAGCCUACCUGGAUAUUGAGGACUCUGACGAGCCAUACCUCGAUGGCAUCAAAUACCAUGCCAUGCCUCCUCUCAAGCGUUUCCGCGAUAUGGAGCAUCUUUCCGGUGGUGAGAAGACCAUGGCUGCUCUCGCUCUGCUAUUUGCCAUCCACUCUUACCAGCCAUCGCCAUUCUUCGUGCUGGACGAAGUUGAUGCUGCACUUGACAACACCAACGUGGCUCGGAUUGCCAACUACAUCCACGACCAUGCAGCCCCCGGUAUGCAGUUCAUCGUCAUCAGUUUGAAGACCGGAUUGUUCCAGAACAGCGAGGCAUUGGUCGGUAUCUACAGAGACCAGGUCGAGAACAGCAGCAAGUCAUUGACCCUUGAUGUAUGUUUUCCUUGGUGA